UGCAGCGUCAUUUCCGGUGCAGAACCCGGGAGUUGAAGCUGAGGCGCCGGAAGGCGGAAGUGCUGGGGAUGAGGUACAUGCCGGGACUUUGAUGGAGCGCGGGAGAGGAAUUUGAUCGCCGCAGCGCUUCUCCCGUUACCAUAGCAACUGUGGGGCAGCCGGGCCGGGGCUCGGAGGCAUGAAGCGAGUGCUCACAUAAGCCGGGAAUCGGCUGGCAGCUGUGUGAGGCAGGACUGCUCAAACCCGCACAAUGAAUAGGAAGAAAGGGGACAAGGGCUUUGAGAGCCCCCGACAUUACAAAUUGACCCACCAGGUAGUCUGCAUCAACAACGUCAACUUCCAGAGAAAGUGCGUGAUAGGCUAUGUGGAACUAACCAUAUGCCCCAUGGUAACCAGCCUGAACAGGAUCAAGCUGAACAGCAAGCAGUGCCGAAUAUACAGAGUGCGGGUGAACGACCUGGAAGCUGCUUUCAUAUACAAUGACCCAACCCUGGAAAUCUGCCACCAUGAGUCCAAACAGAGGAACCUUAAUUAUUUUUCCAAUACAUAUGCAGCUGCAGUAACUGCAGUAGAUCCCGAUGCUGGGAAUGGAGAACUCUGCAUUAAAGUUCCAUCCGAAUUGUGGAAACAAGUAGAUGAGUUAAAGAGCCUAAAGGUAUACAUUGAAUUCUCUUUGGAUCAGCCAAAAGGUGGACUCCAUUUUGUUGUGCCUAAUGUGGAAGGCAGCAUGGCAGAACGAGGGGCUCAUUUGUUUUCCUAUGGAUACCAGAAUUCCUCCAGGUUUUGGUUCCCUUGUGUGGAUUCUUAUUCAGAGCUGUGCACGUGGAAGCUGGAGUUUACCGUGGAUGCAUCCAUGGUGGCUGUUUCCAAUGGAGAUUUAGUAGAAGUAGAGUAUACCCAUGACAUGAGAAAGAAGACCUUUCGUUAUACACUAACCAUUCCAACUGCUGCCCCUAAUAUCUCUCUUGCUGUUGGGCCAUUUGAGGUUCUUGUUGAUCCGUACAUGCAUGAGGUGACCCAUUUUUGUUUACCUCAAUUGUUACCGCUGUUGAAGCACACUACCGCCUACCUCCACGAAGUGUUCGAGUUCUAUGAAGAAAUACUGACCUGCCGGUAUCCGUAUUCCUGCUUUAAAACUGUUUUUGUUGAUGAAGCUUAUAUUGAAGUGGCUUCUUAUGCAUCCAUGAGUAUUUUCAGCACAAACCUUUUGCACAGCUCCAUGAUUAUUGAUCAGACACCAGUGACCAGGAGAUAUUUGGCACACUCUUUAGCCCAGCAGUUUUUUGGCUGCUUUAUUUCAAGGAUGUCCUGGUCUGAUGAAUGGGUUUUGAAAGGGAUAUCUGGCUACAUUUAUGGACUUUGGAUGAAAAAAACAUUCGGUGUAAAUCAGUACCGACACUGGAUUAAAGAUGAACUCGACACGAUUGUUGCGUACGAAUUGAAGACCGGUGGGGUUUUACUGCAUCCAAUAUUCUCAUCGGGGAAAGAGAAGGACAACCCCGCUUCUUAUCUGCACUUCUCCAUCAAGCACCCUCACACUCUGUCGUGGGAAUACUACAAUAUGUUCCAGUGCAAAGCUCAUUUGGUCAUGAGGCUGAUUGAAAACCGUAUCAGUAUGGAGUUCAUGCUUCAGGUUUUCAACAAGCUUUUAAGCCUGGCCAGCACGGCUUCAUCUCAGAAGUUCCAGUCCCACAUGUGGAGUCAGAUGUUGGUUUCCACAUCUGGCUUCUUAAAAUCCAUCUCCAAUGUUUCUGGAAAAGACAUCCAACCUCUAAUAAAACAAUGGGUAGAUCAAAGCGGCGUGGUUAAGUUCUAUGGCAGCUUUGCGUUUAACAGAAAGCGAAAUGUUUUAGAACUGGAGAUAAAACAAGACUACACCUCUCUGGGAACUCAAAAAUAUGUGGGCCCAAUCAAAGUCACUGUUCAGGAGCUUGAUGGGUCUUUCAACCACACACUGCAGAUUGAAGAGAACAGCCUCAAGCAUGACAUUCCUUGUCACUCGAAAAGUAGAAGAAACAAAAAGAAGAAAAUCCCACUGAUGAAUGGAGAAGAAGUUGAUAUGGAUCUUUCUGCAAUGGAUGCUGAUUCCCCAUUGCUGUGGAUAAGGAUAGACCCGGACAUGUCUGUGCUAAGGAAGGUAGAGUUCGAACAAGCCGAUUUCAUGUGGCAGUACCAGCUGCGUUAUGAGAGAGAUGUGGUUGCCCAGGAAGAAGCCAUCCUUGCCCUCGAAACCUUUCCCACUCCUGCCUCGCGCUUAGCACUGACUGACAUCCUGGAGCAAGAACAGUGCUUCUACCGUGUGAGAAUGAUGGCGUGCUUCUGCCUGGCCAAGAUUGCUAACUCAAUGGUCAGUACCUGGACUGGACCUCCAGCUAUGAAAUCCCUCUUUACCCGAAUGUUCUGUUGUAAGAGCUGCCCUAACAUUGUCAAGACGAACAACUUCCUGAACUUCCAAAGUUACUUUCUACAGAAGACUAUGCCAGUCGCCAUGGCCUUGUUGAGAGACGUCCACAAUUUAUGUCCCAAGGAAGUCCUUUCUUUUAUUUUAGACCUUAUUAAGUACAACGACAACAGGAAAAAUAAGUUUUCAGACAACUACUACAGAGCCGAGCUGAUUGAUGCGCUGUCCAACUCUGUGACGCCCGCAGUGAGUGUUAACAACGAAUCCCGGACCUUGGACAAUCUGAACGCCGACGUUCGCCUGAUUCUUGAGGAAAUUACUCGUUUUCUGAAUAUGGAGAAGCUUCUGCCCAGUUACAGGCAUAUUAUAACAGUCAGCUGCCUGAGAGCCAUCCGGAUUCUACAAAAGAACGGCCAUGUUCCCAGCGAUCCGACGCUAUUUAAGUCAUAUGCAGAGAACGGACACUUUGUGGACGUCCGAGUGGCCGCAUUAGAAGCCGUUGUCGAUUAUACAAAAGUUGACAGAAGCUGUGAGGACUUGCAAUGGCUGCUAACCAUGGCACAGAAUGAUCCUGUCCCGUAUAUUCGGCACAAGAUCUUCUACAUGCUCUCAAAGAACCCCCCAUUCACCAAGAACAUGGAGUCCCCUCUGUGCAAUGAAGCUCUAGUCGAUCAGCUUUGGAAGCUUAUGAAUUCAGGUACGUCCCAUGACUGGAGGUUACGGUGCGGGGCUGUCGAUCUGUACCACAUCCUCUUUGGCCUCAGCCGACCUUCAUGCCUGCCGCUGCCAGAGCUCGGAUUAGUCCUUAAUCUGAAGGAGAAGAAGGCUGUGCUGAACCCCACCAUCAUUCCAGAGCCAGCAGCCAGUAACCCAGACCCGGUGCCAAGUGCCGGCAUGCAUGGGCAAGUCACAGCAUUUCCAAACAAUGAGGAAGAUUCCAAGGAAGCCGUGGCCAGUGUUCUGUCCCUAGGGGUGAAACGGAAAGCGGAGGCAUCUUUCGACUCAUCAGUGGAGCCUGGGCAGGUACUGGAGAAGAAUGAGGACAGCAAUAAAGUCAAACUGAAAAUGAGAGAAGAAGAGGAGAUAGAUAUGGACACAGUGCAUGACAGCCAGGCUUUCAUAUAUCACCAUCUGAACAUGCUGGAGAGACCAUCGACACCAGGGAAGGAACAGUCCGGCUUGGACUCACACCUGCCGCUGCCAUCUGUUCCCUUAUCAGCCUUUAUGAAGGAAUCAAGCUCCUCAAAGCACAGCGACCACCAUCACCACCACCAUCACGAUCACAAGAAGAAGAAGAAGAAGCACAAGCAUAAGCACAAGCACAAACACAAGCACGAGAGCAAAGAGAAAGAGCGCGAGCUGCUCCCUUUCUCCAAUAGUCCUGCCAGCGGACGCUCCAUCAAGUCCCCCUCGCUGUCCGACUGAUCCUGCACCAACGACUGGUAUAACUAUAUAUACGCACCCUAACUAUGUAUGCGCCCAGUGUGAUAGAGUGCAGCUUCCUACAGGGUGUAACACACACAGCACCUAGUGGGAGACGCCAGAAUAUAAACCACCCAGAGUCGAUCAUCAUCAUCAGGGUUUGCUGAUUUGUCUCUGAGGGACCAAUUACAUCUGGUUAAGCCAUCGGUUCAACAAACUGCAAACAGUGUUUUUAAUGUUCAUGUAGAGCCCUAACGUAAAUGGGUGUAAUUAUGUACAUUACUGGGAUCUGAUGGCCCCUGACUCUGUUCACUUUACAAGCCCAAUGGGAUAAAUCAGGGGAAAAGGGGGGUCUACGAGAUUUUAUUCUACAUUGUUUUUUUUUAACUAGGCAUUGGCUAUAUACUGGCACACAAUAGGGCAGCUGUUUUAGAUGUGAUUGGAAGCAGCCAUACUACUCCUUAGGCCUGUGUGUUGGGGGGCAAAGGAUCUACUAAGGGGAGCAGUAUGGCGCCCCCAGCUCAUAUCUCUGGCCAUGGACGUAUGCAGGGGUGGAACAUUCUGCCCACAAAAGCUUAUGCAAGAGCAACAGCACAUCAGUCACCAAUGAGUAAUGAGGCGUCUAAUUGGCCAAUCACUGUACAUAAGGCAUCUAAUAGGCCAAUCACUGUACAGCAAAUUCACUGUUUUUAUCCUGAUCCGUGAUGGUCCGUGUCUGGGAGCAGAGAAUUUUUUUAGGUUACAAUUUGCCUUUGACGAAUAAAGGUAUUUCUGAGAAGUAUAUUUUUCACUAUAGUUGCGCAUUGCGAGAAUAUGAACAGUCGUUCCUUUUUGUGCUGAAUUAGCAAAGGCUUUUGGUUUGGCCAACUGACUGGCUGGGCUACAUUGAUGCUCAUUUUAUAUGAAGAGUUCCAGUCUAUUGUAGCCAGUGGGUUGUUACAGUUGUGCAUCUUUGUUGCUAUAGCGCUGCCUCCGAACUUGCACAGGUUGGCCCAAAGAGCAGUAGAGCCCAGCAACAGUAGCAUCUCAGAGCCAAGACACAUCUCCCUCGGAGACACAUCCCCCCCCAACUUACGCUACCCCCUUCUGUAUAAUUGUAAGGCCAAGUUGCAGAUUGACAUUAGCGAGACCUAAGUAAAGGAGGCCAUACACGGCAGAUUUUAGCUGCUCAUUUGGGGCCUUCAGACUGAUUCGGCAGCUUAUCUGCCCGUGUAUGGGAUGUCAGUCGGACAGGAAUGAUUUUUCAAGUCUGAUCAAGAGCCGCAUUGGCUUUUUUAAUGCUGUCUUUGUUCCAACCGCUCCUAUCGCUCUUCAUUGUAAUGAAAUCUUGUGGCGAAACAAGCAGAUCAUACAGUGUAUGGCCACCUUAAGAUGGCGGGUAAACUAUACACAGAACUCAGCUGAAUAUGCCAAGUAGAGUUAUCUAUAGAUUGGUCCCCUCUCUUUGUGUUAAACCCACCCUCAUUGCCCUUCUUGUUCUUCUCAUUACCCUCUCUCCCAUCCUAUCAUGGUACUAUGGUGACUCCAUAUCUUUCCUAUCGUUAUGAGUAGCUCUCGGCUAAGGUGGCCAUAAAUGCUUUAAUAAAAGCUUACAUUUAGUCCCUCCAGUCAGCAGCUUAUUGGCCGGAAUAUGGGGCCCUCCUGAAGGCCCUUUCUAAUAAUCUUCCCGAUAUGAGACAGGUUAGAGACUCCCAUUGGCCCCUUUCUUUCACUACAGGUCUCCCAAGGGCCCCGUUGACCCAUGGCCUAAAUACUCCAAUUAGGCACAGCACAUUGAAGGCAAAUUCAGGUACCCACCUUAUAGUGUAUGCCCAGUCUUACUCUCAGCCCUGGGCCCUAUUUGCAUCAGGAGCCCUUUAGAAAUAACCUUUAUUUUGUAAGAAAUACAAUAAAGAUAACAUUUUUGCACUCUGCUAGACUAUAUUUUUAAUAUAAACAACCUGUGGUCUUGUAGCUGGGAUCAAACUACAACUCUCAGCAUUCAUCAACAGUGGCGCUGGGAGUUAUAGUGCAAACACAGCUGGAGGGUCACUAGGUAAAUAUCACUGGCUUAGGGGGUAUUUUCUGAGUUUGGGGGCCACAGCUGCUGCACCCACAGCCCCUAAUGUUUUUGCCUGUACGUGUGUUUUAUUUUCUGCCUCAGUUCUGGACAAUUAUGCUUUGGGGGGGGGGGGGGCGCAACAGUAUGUGCUUUUUGUUACUUUUUGUAAUAUAACUAUUUGUUUUAUUAAUGACAUUUGUGAAUUAAAACAUUUUAUAUUA
Messenger RNA from Xenopus tropicalis (tropical clawed frog), 6085 nucleotides. It is a transcript of the gene taf2, whose product is annotated as TATA-box binding protein associated factor 2. Gene Ontology annotation, biological process: RNA polymerase II preinitiation complex assembly. Gene Ontology annotation, cellular component: nucleus; transcription factor TFIID complex. Gene Ontology annotation, molecular function: transcription cis-regulatory region binding. The record is from RefSeq and is a predicted model, not a curated record. Lineage: Eukaryota; Metazoa; Chordata; Amphibia; Anura; Pipidae. Bases 251 to 3826 code for a protein of 1191 amino acids. The transcript is spliced from 26 exons.